Chelmon rostratus (copperband butterflyfish) is the source of this 1905-nucleotide messenger RNA. RefSeq names its product centromere protein Q. The record is from RefSeq and is a predicted model, not a curated record. The transcript has 9 exons. The coding region runs from base 65 to 919 and encodes 284 amino acids. Lineage: Eukaryota; Metazoa; Chordata; Actinopteri; Chaetodontiformes; Chaetodontidae.
ACGACAACUUACGUACAUCGGGGUUUUAUGGCAAAGAUGUGUACAAGAGUUGUAUCUUAACGACAUGAAGCCCGUACGUGGUUCUAACCGGGCCGCAUCAAAAGCACCUAACUUGAAAAACAAGAAAAAAGCAGAUAAGACAACGAAACAAGCGACCAAGCAUUCGGACCCGGGGCCCAGUGACAAUAAGCAAGGCAAGAGCACCCAACCAAAACCAGCAGCACAGAAGAGAAGAGGCUCAUCCUCAGUCCCUAACAAAGUCAAAGGACAGGAAAACUGGAAGCUGAUGCCGCGGUCCUCCAUCUCUGCUCUGGAGAACAUAAUGGACUUGUCAAUACUAGCAACACUUGCCUUGAAGCGGACAGAGAAAAAAGAGAGCCAGGAACAUCUGAACGUAAUGAAAAACAGAUUCCUUGCUGAAUGUGCAAAGCUUAAAGUUCCAGUGCAGAAACAAAAAGGUUUAGAGCCUUCAUCUCACCAUCACAAGCAGGAGACCAAGAAUUCAGUGGUUGGAAAGACAACUCUGAGCACCCUUGAGGAAGACUUGAGGGCUGUGGUCAGCACUCUGGAGAAGACAGAGGAGCAGACUGUCUCUUUGCAGCAAAGAUGCACUAUGCUGAGAGACCAAGUGGAGGUGGAGGAGGAGAAAGCUGAAGAGAUCUUACAGAUAACUGAACGAACAGGUCUCAACCUCCCCUGCCUUCCACCACAAAAAGAUGAAACAACAUUAGAGGCUCGGGUGAGAAAAAUGAUACCAGACAGCGACUCUGAGGCCAUGGCCCGGAAACUAGGAGAAAUCUUGCAGGAAUCGGGGGCCGUCCAGGAUGCCCAGGCGUUGCUUCUGCAGGCCUGCAAACAUGCUGAUCAGCUCUUCAACCCUCGCUUCACCUCGAUCAGCGGGGCACCUUGUCCAGACUGAAAGCUCACCAAAUCUCUCCUUACAGAGGUGUGAAAGAUGCUUUCAAAAGGGGCAUUCACAGGUAUAAGAAGUUUGCAAGUGUACCCACAUUGUCUGAGGCCUAAAGUAUUAAUUGGUCUUUAUAUUGCUCAGUUGGUUUUGUGGUUGAGGAACACCUGCAAUUAUCAAACUCAGCCAAAUUGCAGCCAUUACAUGUAGAAUUAGAACAUUUCCAACAGUCGUACUACUAAAAAAGACACUUGGACACGCACCAAUUUGACCAGUAAUUAUUUAAAAAACUUAAACCAUGAAGUUUCUUUUUGUUUGGGAAAAGCAGUUAAAGGCUGUAAAAUAAAAGGAAAGUCAUUUAGGUAGAUAAAAACGGCCAUUCAUUUCUACUUACUGGCAUUCACACUCUACACUAUGCUGCUCCUUGCCCCUUGUCCAGUUUUCUGGAGGGUGAGAGGUGUGAUUUGCGAGCAGCCAGAAUCAAACCAUGGUCAUUGAGAUCGUGUUGUUUACACCUUCACCAUUCAACUACCGGUAUGCACCUUCUCCAGUUUUCUGCUUUUAGUCUUUUACAGCAUUCAAAUCUAAAUGAAUAUCAUAAUUAAAUGGACUGUGGAUGCAUUUGUGUUGUUGGUAAAAAGUUAUCAGAUGUCCCACUUCAUUUUCAUUGUGUAAGCCGAAACACCAAAGCACAUAAGCUUCUUUCAAGUAAUACUGUGUUUGCAAAUCAAGACUAACUGGUUGUUCAUAAUUGGAAUUCUUCCCGUUGGACCUUGAAGACAUGAGUGCAUGAAACAAGAAUCAACUGUUUACUGUACAAUCAGAUGUUAUUAAAUAGAUGACAUUUAAAGAAGUCAACUUUCGUGUAAUCAUGUUUUAAUGUAGAAAGAAAACAAAUAUAAAGUGCUGCCAUUAAUUACAGUUUCAUCCAUUUGUGUCAACAGUGACAGAAUGGGUGUGCUUUUAUAAACAAUAGACAAUCAUAAAACUAUCUCGUG